Girardinichthys multiradiatus is the source of this 2778-nucleotide messenger RNA. It is a transcript of the gene fancc, whose product is annotated as FA complementation group C. Gene Ontology annotation, biological process: cellular response to oxidative stress; nucleotide-excision repair; interstrand cross-link repair. NCBI's taxonomy places the organism in Eukaryota, Metazoa, Chordata, Actinopteri, Cyprinodontiformes, Goodeidae. The record is from RefSeq and is a predicted model, not a curated record. Gene Ontology annotation, cellular component: Fanconi anaemia nuclear complex. Bases 289 to 2025 code for a protein of 578 amino acids. The transcript has 16 exons.
UCUUAGCCAAUAGGAUUCUUUCCUACCCGGAACUCCCUAGAGAAGAGGGAAGUUCAGUUUGUGCAUUUCGCGGAAAGAAAGUCAAGUUUUUGUCGUUUGGGACCGUAAAGAAUAUUUUAAUAUAACUCAUUUCUGCGUGGAGAGUACGUCAAUGUGAUUCAUACGCAUAUUAUUUAAACAUCUCAACCACAAAGGAAAUUCACCUAGUGUGGCAAUUAAUGGAAGUCUGUGUCCAUUUGUCCAGGAUUUCUUUUAGCUCGUAAGUAAUUUGCCUGUGGAAAGAGCGAAAUGACUGAGCUGCUGGUCCAGCAAACAGCAGAGCCUUUGCCAAAUAUUCAGGAGAUGCCCUUCUGGCUUGAAAAAGCAGUCGCUUGGGGCCAAGCUGAAUCUACACGCACCCGGAAAGACAUAUCCCUACACUUGAGCAGGCUGAGGGAUUUCCUCCAGCAGCUUUUAAAACAAAUCAACGAUGUGAGCUCCACAACAGAGACCAUGAGUAGGCUUCCCCUAUUAGGCCAGUUUUUAGGGCGGCUGUGCUGGAAUCCUCAUGUCACUGCAGACAGCUCGAGUAGAGGACUUCUCCUCCAGUGUCUGUUGGCACUGUACUCAGAGCAUCCAAGCAAUGCAGUGGAAAGAAAAUCCAACCAGUGGAUUCGGAAAAUCCUGUGUCAGCUGGCUACGGAAGAAGAGGAUAGUGCAGCCCCGGCACUGAUGAAACAUUUGGGUGUGCCAGCCAAAGAAUACCAUCUUAAAGUGCUCAAAAGGAUGGUGACACUGAUGCAGGAAAGCAUUGGGAAGAGUCAGUGCUCUCAGAGCAGCAGAAAUCAGGGGUGUUCAUGUACCAGUAUUCAGGCUGCAUCAGAGGCUUGGGUUCCUCUCAUCAAAUGUCCUGAAACAUCCCCUGUUAUUGGGGCUUUGCUGCAACAGCCAGUGAAUUGCAUCAGAGAAGGUCUGAGUGAAAACUUCCUUGAUGCGCUACACUCUGCCUACUCAAGAUGUGGCCUGCCACUGGAGGAAGAGGCCGUUGUGUCUCUGUGGUGUCACAGCCUGUCCAGCAUGGAGGACGCUGUGCUCAGUCUGCUGGAGUCUACCACUGCAGCAGGAUCGACAGCAAAUAAGAUUGAGGAGCAAGUAACAAAGUCGUUGUUGCCUAAAGCCUGUGCUCAACACUAUUCAAUAUUCCUGGUUGCAAAUGACAUCUUUAGGACGGUCCUUAAACAGGCUGAAAGAAAUGAGUGUGUUAAAGAUUUUUUCCAAAUCUUUACCAAGUGCUUCUUAAGGGAGCUAUCCCAGCAGCAGCCUCAGACAUCUGCAUCUUUAAAAGCCUUCUUCCCACAGUCCCCUCCAAGUCUUCUGGUUCCCCUCCUUACCAUGCCUUCAGAAAUGCCUCAGGAGGUUUCAAAAAAUCACCUGAUGUGGGUCAGCAGCUCAUUACAGAGACUUAUUGAGGAGGAAGAAGAGGAGGAGGACGACUCGGAUAGUAGAAACAUCAGAGGCCCCCACAAAGUGUUUGAGGCAUGGUUCCUGCUGCUUCAGUGUGGCCACUGGGUGCAGAUGGCGGUCCAGCUGCUGGUCACAUCAGGGCCUGAGGACUGUGGUCCCCUCCUUUGGUUGCUGGUCUUUUAUCAUCACCCCACCAACAGGUGGCACCACAGAGCUUCACAGCUGGUGCAGGCCAAAGCAGUGUGGGACCACCUGAACAGCCUCUUCUCCGUUGUAGCUCAUCCUCUUCCUGCUGACCAGCUGCAGUCUUUGAUCAGUCUGCUGCCACCAAAACCUCAGCAACCAGCACUUGCGGCAUCAUUGACCCUUAACCUCUUGGUUAACUUUGCUGUUUUUGGUAAGCUGCCACUGGGUACAUCAACAGAGAUUAUGCAACAGGUGGUGGAUCAGUUUGGACUGCAGGAUGAGGCAACACGUGUCCUCAGCUCGCUGCGUCUCAGACUAAAUGACCGAGGCUGCUUUGCAGAUGACAGAGUUGGUCUCAGGAUCGAGGAACUUCACAAAACAAUAAAACAAAUGUAAGCCAGAUGGACUCUCACAGACUGACACAGGGUUGUCAUACGAUGGCAGGAGGCUGUUUGGGGAAUAAAAACAACACAGCGAGGACAGAUUACCGGACAUGUGGAGGACACAGUUAUAAACAUAUACGUAAGACAGUUACAUGGCCCACAAGGACUGUUGAGCAAUGAUGGAUCCUUGUGUUAGGAAGCAUCUGCGUACAGUUCGCCCCCUCACUAAAUUUCUUCAUAUAAAUCCAUCGCUGCGCAAGCUGAAUGCAAGAAAUGGGGCUGAUGGUAAGGAACACCCAACAACAUCCGUGUUUGUGCUUUGUAAACCUACUGCAAGGAGUGUAGAUUAUUGUCAUAAAUUGUGAAUAGUUCUGUUUGUGUAUUUUAUUCUUUGUAAUGGGGGGCAAGAAUUGUGAAUUCACAAUUGUAAGCACAUACUGUGGUGCAUAUUUACCUAAUAUUCAGAUUUCUAUAAAAAUAAUGGAUUUUCCUUGACAUUUAGUUUUAAGUAAGGAAUUUUGCUUCAAAUGUGAAGUUUUACACCUGAAAAAAGAUAUCUACCUACUUUACUGUUUGCAUCCAGACAAGAGCUAAAUUUUUGUCAAAGCACUGAAUUUCAACUAUUGCAUUUAAUUCAGUGACGUUUAGAUUCAGUUUUGAUUAUGGCUUACAGCCCACAGCUUAUUUACCUUUUCAGAAACUUUGUGUAGAACCUAAGAGCCAUUUUAUAACUAAUUUAUUCAAAUAAAUGAAUGUUUUGAUUGUA